Messenger RNA from Cuscuta epithymum, 1623 nucleotides. Lineage: Eukaryota; Viridiplantae; Streptophyta; Magnoliopsida; Solanales; Convolvulaceae. The record is from the annotation of a GenBank genome assembly.
CGAAGACUUCUGGAAUAAUCAGACUCCGGGAAAGAAUAAUUAGAGUUGGGAAUAUAUAAGAGUGUUGCUAGUACCAUCGUAGAACUUCGCUUCAAGCGUCCCGAUGAAAAAAAAGAGGGCAACCAUGGCCGCGAUGGUUGAGGGAAAUUUAGCAAACAUAGAGAUUCUUCCCGAAGAUCUGCUAUUUAAGAUCCUUGUUCGUCUCCCAGCUCAUGAUAUCUGUCAUGCGGCAAUGCUGGUAUGCCGCAAGUGGUGCAACUUGAUCCGUAAUAAUAACUUCAAUCUGCUCAUUUACAGCGUAAUAUGUCUAGUGGACUUCUUAUGCAGCUUAUAGGUACACGUCAAGAUUUAGUUUUUAUAUCCAUGUGUCAAGGCCGGAUUGAGGUAUCCGAGUUUAGUAAGAAUCCCAAAUGUAUGAUUGGAGCCAGUUGUAAUGGGUUGGUUUUGGGGUUUGUAGAUGGAACUGAGUUUCCUCCUCAUGUUGUAAAUCCUGCAACUAAGCGAUUAUUCAUUCUCCCUCAAUUUUUUGGUGGGACAGUGAAGAGAUUUGAAUCUGGUAUAGCAUAUGCAGCAGCUUCAAAGCAGUAUAAAGUGGCUCUAACUUAUGGGAGAAAAUUUGCUAUACUAACUCUUGGAGUGGAUCACUCUUGGAGGCAUGUACCUACCCGAAAUUUAUCUGCUUCCGCUGAGAAACCAUCCUCAGUUCAUGUGUUAACCACUGAAGGGUUUGUGCAUUGGGCACCAAGUCCUCCUCAUGGCCGUCAAGUUAUGACUUUGGAUGUAGAGACUGAAAUUGUUACUGAGACUCCCUUCCCUCUUCCUCAAGAAAAAGAAACAAAGAUGUUUUACUUCUCAGCAGGAAAGUAUCUGUCUUUGUUGAUUGCCCGUGACGAAUUAGUAUGGGAUGUGUGGGAGAUGAAACCAAAAGACGGAGAAUGGACUGAGCGGCUUAUGAUCGACAUGAAUGCUCUAAAGUUUCCCCAUAAUUGUAACCUCCAUGGCAUUUACCCAGUUGGUUGGAUAGAAUACCCCGACGUGGUUGUCUUUGGUACACCUGGUCCCAAUUGCAUUGCCUACAACAUUCGUACAAACGAAACAGACUCAAUUGAGUUGUGUUUCCCUCCUUCAGGCUCUCGAUUUGUAGCCUACAAAAGUAGCCUGGUGUCAUCCCGUGGAUGCUAAGUUGAGGGCUUAUUUAUUUUUCACUUUGCCUGGUUGUUUACCUUUUGACUUAUUAGCUCUGACUUGGGUUCAGACCUUUAUCUUCCACCAGGAUUGAAGGACUUUUUCUUUCAUAAACAAGUAAUCACUAUUCAAGAAGCAGACUGUAAGGUCAUGUGCCUAGUGACUUUUUGUGUCUUUUAAUUUGAGUAGAUGAGUAACAAGUAAGGUCAUGUGCCUAGUGACUUUUUGUGUCUUUUAAUUUGAGUAGAUGAAUAAGCAUCAUAUUCUGUAUCCUAUUCUGAGUUGUAAUAGCUUGUUUUUUGUUCUUGCCUUUGUUUUUCUGGUUCUUUUUUAAUGCAUCUACUGGAGCUGUUAAGUGUUGUGUAUGUCAAUGGCUAGUUCUGGAGCUGGUAAAUGUGAUAAUUGCAUACUGCAGUAAUAAUUGUCUAUGGAAAUGCA